AUGGAGAAGCUUGAAGAAGCCCAAGUCUACUUAGACGUUGCUCAGCCCGACGUUACUCAGCCUCCUCCACGAGAUCUUGAAAUCCAACCCGAAGUUGCUCAGCCUCCUCCAACAGAUCAGGGAAUUCAGAGAGAAGUCGCGCUCCAAAUGAUCAGUGAGAUGAAACUUCAAGUGUACGAGACUAUUUGUCACUUAAUUUGUUGA
This is a messenger RNA of Arabis nemorensis, 204 nucleotides long. The record is from the annotation of a GenBank genome assembly. NCBI's taxonomy places the organism in Eukaryota, Viridiplantae, Streptophyta, Magnoliopsida, Brassicales, Brassicaceae.